Messenger RNA from Haliotis rufescens (red abalone), 1303 nucleotides. RefSeq lists its product as uncharacterized. The coding region runs from base 294 to 1115 and encodes 273 amino acids. The record is from RefSeq and is a predicted model, not a curated record. Lineage: Eukaryota; Metazoa; Mollusca; Gastropoda; Lepetellida; Haliotidae. The transcript has 5 exons.
CGCAUUGUUUUGAUUGAGAGUUGUAUUUGAUACAUGUGGGACGUAUUGGAUAUAAGCAACACUUAGACACGAGGUGUCAGACAGGUAGUUACGUGCAGAUAACAUCUCUGGAUCAAUGUGUUCUGCAUGAUGUAUUUGUACGUGUUUAUGGCGUGCGCACUUACUUAUAUCUCGGUGUAAUUCUGACCUACAUAUUGUCUCAGCUACUCGGAAGUAAAAUACCCCUUGAGUACGUUCACUUCAGGUGACAUCGCCGUGUGUGUGAGUGGAGGACAGUCAGUGUUGCAGCUAUCAUGUUUACCUGUGGAUAUCUCAAAUACAUUUCACUUCUGAUUCUGGUGAAUGUCGGACAGAUUCCUCGUACAGGGUCAGCUCCAGUUCUUGUCACCAACAGACGUGUUCCUGUGGAGGGUGUCAGUUUCCGCAUCACCUGUACACUAGAUGCAGCUCUCAGUGGAACUGUCUACUUCUAUAAGGAUACUUCUAUCCAGGGCAGCUGCUCAUCACCAGGCAGCUGUGGGACACCUGUCUCAGGAUACUCUGUGAGUCUGGACAGUACAUUCAGGAUCCUGACUCUAGACAUCGCAUCACCAGAUUCCACCAGAGACAGCGGGACAUGGAGUUGUACUGUUGGUGCCACAGUGUCAAAUAACAUCGCGCUGUCGCAGUUUGCAGCUGUCCUGGACUGGAGCUCUGUGACAUUCUCUCCACAACUGACUUCUCUCCCGUCCUCCGUGACCCCACAGAACACCAUCUCCAUCACACUGACCAUCCCGUGUGCUGCCCCUGCCGCCGUCAUCACAUGGAGAUACCAACAGGGUGUGAGUGGCGUCCCUCCCAGCAGUACAUCUUCCUCCCAGGGAUCAUGUCCAUCAGGCCAGGUCCAGACAACCAACACUCUGUCUCUACCAGGAAACACAGCCAGUCUCUCUAACUACUGUUUUGUGUUUACAGGGUGUGAGUGGCGUCCCUCCCAGCAGUACAUCUUCCUCCCAGGGAUCAUGUCCAUCAGGCCAGGUCCAGACAACCAACACUCUGUCUCUACCAGGAAACACAACCAGUCUCUACAACAGACAGGUGUCUCUCACUGUCAGUGUGGAACACGACUCCUUUGACCCACCCACAUACACAAAGUCUGUCACUUCAAACACCAUACAGUUCCCUGUUCCGGUAACCUCUGUGACACUGACAAACAUCAGCUCUGAUAAUGAGAAGAUAAGACAAGCAGCGGGUCAAUCCCUGACCUUGACCUGUGUGACUUCAGCCAGCUUCCCUACAUCUUCUGUGACCUGGGUGACCUUGC